Microthlaspi erraticum is the source of this 1497-nucleotide messenger RNA. Lineage: Eukaryota; Viridiplantae; Streptophyta; Magnoliopsida; Brassicales; Brassicaceae. The record is from the annotation of a GenBank genome assembly.
AUGUCGACGAUUUACGUGCUAGAGCCACCGACGAAGGGAAAGGUCGUCGUGAAUACAACUCAUGGCCCAAUCGACAUCGAGCUGUGGCCGAAAGAAGCUCCCAAAUCCGUACGGAACUUCGUUCAGCUAUGCCUCGAGGGUUACUUCGACGACACCAUCUUCCACCGUGUAAUCCCCGGAUUUCUCGUCCAAGGCGGCGAUCCCACCGGCACCGGAACCGGUGGAGAAAGUAUUUACGGAGGUGUCUUCGCCGAUGAAUUCCACUCGAGACUGAGAUUUAACCACCGAGGGAUUGUAGCCAUGGCUAAUGAGAGCUCACCGAAUUCGAAUGGCAGUCAGUUCUUUUUCACUUUGGAUAAGUGUGAUUGGCUUGAUAAGAAGCACACUAUCUUCGGAAAGGUAACGGGUGAUUCAAUCUUCAAUGUUCUAAGACUAGGAGAGGUUGAUACGGCUAAGGACGAUCGUCCCCUCGAUCCUGCCCCCAGAAUAUUAUCUGUUGAGGUUUUGUGGAACCCUUUUGAAGAUAUUGUUCCUAGAGUGUUAGCAAAGACGUCACAUGAACCUGUUGCUGAAGUCAAAGAACUCCAAAAGAAGCCUGUGAAGAAAUUGAAUUUACUGUCAUUCGGAGAAGAAGCUGAGGAGGAGGAGAAGGAACUAGCUGUUGUAAAGCAAAAGAUUAAGAGCAGUCAUGAUGUGUUGAACGAUCCUCGACUUCUGAAGGCAGAAGCUUUAGAUAAAGAACGGAAUGCAUCUGACUCGAAGGAGGUGCUGUCUGUGCGGGAAGCUCUGGGUUCUAAGAAAGAAGCCGCUCAAAAGGAUAAAAGCUGGUCUGUAUCUGAUUCAGCUGGACGUAGCGAUGAUGACGAUGAUGAUGAAGACGACGAGAGAAAAUUUGAUGCGAAGAUGAGGAAUCAGGUGCUUAACAGAAGGAAAGAGAUGGGAGAUGCGCCUUCAAAACCAACUCAGAAAAAGAAGAGGGAGAGCUCUAAUGUGAAAGGCCCUGAAGAAUCAAUUCAAAGGUCUGAUGCUGCAAGUAGUGAAGACGAGAAACCAAGGAUGAAAAAGUUAUCAUUGAAGAAAAAGGGUAUUGGUUCAGAAGCCAAAGCCCAACGGUUGGAGAAAGGUGACACUGAUUUAGAGCUUUACAACGCUUCUGAACGUGCCCGGCAGUUACAUAAGUUGAAAAAACGCAGACUGCGAGGAAACGAGGAUGCUGUGUUGGCAAAACUCGAGAAAUUUAAGCAGUCCAUUUCUGCAAAACCGUUUACCUCGAGUAGUGAACCAGGAGACAACGAAGAAGAAGAAGAUGUUUCUGACUGGAAGAAAGUAAAGCUCAAGUUUGCACCCGGGAGUGGCAAGGACAAAAGGCGCAAAGAUGAUCCAGAUGCGUAUGUUGUGGUCGACCCUCUUCUUGAAAAGGGAAAAGAGAAGUUCAACAGAAUGCAAGCCAAACAAAAACGAAGGGAACGAGAAUGGUCAGGAAAUUCGCUUGCUUGA